UAUCUCAAUCUGUACUUCCCGCUGUAUGCUACCGUCCUCGCCACGCCCAUGUUCGCAUUGAGAUGUUCCGGUGGGACUAUCGACCCUGACUUGCAUAAUGACGCCUAUAAAGAUCGAGUUUCCUCUGCUGAGGCCCAGCGUGUAUGAACAUCCAAUCCCCUUUCCCCAGAUUCUAUAGAGCGCCUACCAGAUAAUCAAUUGGUUUACAGCCGUCUACGAAGAUAUAAGAACGUUCCUCAACUUUCCAGCUUCUCCACAAUGGCCCCCUCUGGAAAGCGCAUCGUCUUCACCGGUGGCUCAGGAAAAGCCGGACGCCAUGUCAUCCCGGAACUCAUCAAGAAGGGGCAUUCCGUCCUCAACUGUGAUCUAACCGAUUUUCCUGACCCGGACGCUGGUGUUUUUACUCUCAAGACUGACCUUACGGACAGCGGCCAAAUCUUCAAUGCGCUCACAACCCACUUCAACUUUGCCGGCUAUGAAGGCCCUCAUGUACCUGGUCCACCCGACGCAGUCAUUCACUUUGCCGCCUAUGCACGAAACAUGCUUGUACCUGACAAUGAGUGCUACGCUGGCAACGUCAGGUCAACAUACAACGUCAUCGAAGCAGCAUGCAAACUCGGUGUUAAGAAGAUUAUCAUCGCCAGCAGUGAGACAACAUACGAAGUUUGCUUUGGCCAAGGAGAUCUCGACUAUGCCGCUUUCCCUCUAACCGAAGAUAUGGACGUAAAUCCCAUGGACACAUAUGCCAUCUCAAAACUCUGUGGUGAGCGCGUAGCUCGCGGGUUUGCACGCCGCUUCGACGCCGACAUCUAUGCGCUCCGCAUUGGUAACGUCAUUGAGCCUCACGAGUAUGAGCGUGACUUUCCAAAGUACAUCAAGUCCCCGGAGGUUCGCAAGAGGAAUGCCUGGGCGUACAUUGAUGCUCGUGAUUUGGGCCAGAUAUGCGACUUGUGUGUAUCGAAAGACGGAUUAGGCUUCCAGGUCUUCAACGCGACAAAUGACACUAUUACCGCUACGUUCCCGACGAAACAGUUCCUGGAGCAGUACGCCCCGAAUACACCCAUUACACGGGAGAUGGACGAGUGGGAGGCGCCACUGAGUAACCGCAAGAUCAGAGAUGUUCUCGGAUUCAAGGAGGAACAUAACUGGCGGAAGUACUACAACCCUGAUAAAUAGAAGAAGAUGUGAUCGGCCUAGUAAUACCAUCACGAGGCCACAAGUCACACAAGUAAAAAGCCUUCAAACAAGUCUAAAUAUUGAGACAAUCAAGCUGUUCAUAUUAUUGGAA
This is a messenger RNA of Alternaria alternata, 1288 nucleotides long. RefSeq names its product UDP-glucose 4-epimerase. Bases 259 to 1176 code for a protein of 305 amino acids. The transcript is spliced from 4 exons. The record is from RefSeq and is a predicted model, not a curated record. NCBI's taxonomy places the organism in Eukaryota, Fungi, Ascomycota, Dothideomycetes, Pleosporales, Pleosporaceae.